Molecule: messenger RNA, 1425 nt
Organism: Penicillium bovifimosum
Lineage: Eukaryota; Fungi; Ascomycota; Eurotiomycetes; Eurotiales; Aspergillaceae
Product: threonine aspartase 1
Exons: 5
Biological process (GO): protein maturation
Molecular function (GO): threonine-type endopeptidase activity
Source: RefSeq, a predicted model, not a curated record
AUGUCUCAGACUUGCGUAACUGAUGGUGUCUGUGCGAUCUUCAUUCAUGCAGGUGCAGGCUUUCACAGCCGCGAGAACCAGAGCAAGCACCUCAAGGCAUGUGAAUCAGCUGCGACCACCGGAAUGGCAUUCUUGAAGAGGGGUGCUACCGCCGUUGAAGCCGUCGAAGCAGCCUUGAUGGUGCUCGAAGACAAUCCGAUCACGAACGCAGGGUUCGGAAGUAACUUGAAUGCAAAUGGGGUUGUUGAGUGUGAUGCCUCAAUUGUCGAUCAUCAUGGCCUGAGUGGAGCUGUCGGAGCUGUUCCCAACAUCAAGAACCCAAUCAUGCUUGCUCGCAAGGUCUAUGACCAGUCCAACAUACAUUUGGGUCACUCUAGGGUGCCACCGAACUUCCUGGUCGGAGAAGGGGCUAAAGAUUUUGCAUGGGAGCACGGUAUAGUCAUCGUGCCCGACGAGAGCAUGAUCACCCCUAUCGCAAAACUGAGAUACACAUCCUGGGCCGAAGAGCUGCAAGAUCUCGAAAAUGAAGUUCGUGGUGAAGCGAUUGAUCCUUGGGUUCGACGCCCCAUGACUCCCGUCGACGCUCGCCUUGCUCGCCUCGAGCAGGUUUCUGAAGCCAGGAGUCCAUCUGUUCAAUCCUCGGAAUCUUCUAGUGACAAUGGAGCGGGUGACGAAAUCAGACGUCAGGUCGGUCGCCUCAAUCUAAGAAGCAUCAAGGAGCAGCAUCGGAGAUCGCCGCUGAAUAAUCCGACUCAGAGUAAUACCAACCUCGAAGGGCCUUAUCCACCUGUGCAGCCCCUCUCGGCUUCAACCUUAUCCCAUAGUGGCAACCCCGAGGAUGCCGAUUGCAUACAAGAUGGAGAUCGGAUGGACAUGGUCACAGACACCAUUGGCGCCAUUGCCAUUGACAGAUUUGGAAAUAUUGCGGCAGGGUCUUCUUCUGGGGGAAUCGGCAUGAAACACCGUGGCCGGGUUGGCCCUGCAGCACUGAUUGGCAUUGGCACCCAUGUCAUUGCGCAAGACCCAGCUGAUCCCGAUGGGACCACCUGUGCGGCUGUUACGUCUGGGACAGGCGAGCUCAUUGCUGGGACGCUCGCGGCAAGCACCUGCGCAACGCGGAUGUACCACAGUCAGAAGAAGGGCGAUGAUGGUGUUCUUUGCGAGGUCAUGGAAGAAGAGGCCCUCAGAGAGUGGAUGAAAGGGGAGUUCACUGGACAUAGCGUUGUGGAAAACAGCAUCCUCUUUGGCGCCAUCGGAAUAAUGGUCGUGAAAAAGACCAAUUCUGCAAUCGAGUUCUAUUUCGCGCACAACACCGAUUCUUUCGCUAUUGCUACUAUGUCUAGCAAAACGGCAAAACCGUCUUCUUUGAUGUCUAGAAGCUCACGAGGUGUUGUGGCCCAAGGUGGUUGCCGAGUCAGGCUUGGA